AUGGCCAGCGAGUCACAGCCAGCCGCUCACUCUCCCACGGCCAAGGGCGACGAUGAGGUGCUGUCCCAACGGACCUUCCCAGGCCAGGGAGAGGCAUCAUUGCUAGCUGCAACCUCUCAUGCUGCUGAGGUCUCUAGAAUAAAGCAGAGUCUGAAGCGGGCCGAGGAAGAGCUCGGCCAAGCAAAGAAACAACUCGAGAAGGAGCAAGGAGCGGCCACUGAGGUUGAAACCCUCAAGAAGGCCGAUGAUCCUUUCUGGAACAAGAAACUUCAGGAUAAGCCGGCCAACAAGGUCAGGGCAAAGAGCAAGGCUCCCAAGAAGCCUGCCAAGAAGAAGACAAAUGCAAUUGAUCCAUUUACUCUGGAUGAUGAGUCGUUGGUAGAACUUGACUCCCUUGGCUCCUUUUUUGUACAUCUUAUUGACAUCGAUUGCUCUCAAGAUGAUGCUGAGGCCAGUCACGCAGAUGGUGAAGAGAAACAACAACAUGAAGUUCGCCUCACAACCCAGAACAUCGGUCAUGGAAAUCUUUCCUCCGACUUACCCAACACGGAACCUCUCACUCCUCUUCCGGCGACUCAACUAGGACUCAGAUUCCCCUCUUCAAAGUCGCUCCUGGCCAAGCCCAGCAAAAAGCUGAAGGUAAACAAACUGGCCGAAGACCCCAAGGUUGUUGAGCCGGAGAAACGGACCAUCUCUAAAGCCUCUCAGCAAACUCCGGUAGUUGCUGCUGAUGACCCGCCACCAGAGACUCACGAUGUCAUGGUGGAGCCAAUGGGUGUUGACCCAUCCAGUGCUAAGCCGCCCAGUCCCAUAAGACCUGCUGAUGAAGCUCCUUCACAACAGGCUGCGGAGGAUGUUAUUAUUACUGCCACUAGCUACACUGAGCCUGGGAACCCCACCAUUUUGGCCAAGCACUCUUACAAAGAGGAGUUAAUUCAAGAGCAAGGCCAAGACGCUUUGACUCAGGCUGAGUCCCAGGUGGUUAACUUAAAUACCAGGCUCGAGCAGCAAGAGGCUAAAACACGCGAAGCUGAGUCCAAGCUUAAGCUUAGUCUUGAAGAGAGCGAGAAGUUCAAAGCCGGAUUUUCCACAGAAAGAACCGCCUGGGAUAAGGAGAAGGCCACCUUGGUUCAAAGAGCAGAGACUACCGAAUCUUCUUUGAAGGAAACUGCUGCCGAAUUGACCGGCUUAAAACGCCACAUAUCCCAGAUGACAUCUGCUAUCUUUGGCCCCAGAAGUGCUAACCUCAGCCAAGACAUGUUGGUGAAGCUGAAGGCGGUUUACACUCUGCACGAGCACGCUCGGGCAGAUGUCGUGACGUCCCUCGCGGCUUCUCGCGAGGCCUGUGCCCGCGCUCUGGAGGAGGUCGGCGCCAUUGACCGCCGUCGUGAGGCGACCGAGGAACGGGAGAGGGAGCUUCAGGCUUCGAACGUCGCCCUUGAGCGGCAGGUCGGAGCGCACAGGGCCGCCCUGGCGGCAUCGCCGAACGUGCCCCCCUCCGAUGAGAAAGGGAUCCAGGAGCGUGAGGAUGCGCUGGCACUUGGGGUCUUUGAGCACAGCCUGGAGCUCGAGCGGCUGGAGGUGAGGGAGCGCCAAGCGACCGCGACUAAGGACGCCAUUGUCGCUCGGGAAGCCAGGGUCCAGCAGGAGAUUGACCAAAGGGUGGCGGAGAUACGCAAGGCUCUUGUCGAGGAAUACCGCCGGAAGUUGAGGCUGCAGGAGGUCCGCUUCCAACAAAAGCAAACCGAGCUACAGGGCAAGAUCGAUGCCCUCAGGACGAAGCUGGCUGCAGCGGAACAUCGCGAGAAGGCCGCCGAGGAGGCUCGGGCCUUUGCCCAGGCCGAGCUGUCCGCCCUCCAGCAGCAGGUCGCGGGAGUCACGUCUCUUGUGGAGAAGGCUAUGAACGAAGCAAGCCACUGUCGGAAGAUGCAACGCGAGCACUCCUCGAUGCUUGAAGACCUCAGGGUUAGGGCCAACCGGGCCUUGGACACCAUCUGCAAAGAGAGUGUCUCCCGCCCGCACGAGGAUGAUGUUGCCGGCUACCUCCACUUCUUCACUCAGGUCGUGACCCGUCUGGAAGACCGGGCCACAAGGGCUCGCCAGCUUGUCGAAGAGAGGAGCCGGGGCCUCCUUGGGCGUGUGUUCUCAUGUGUCUUCAGCUACCUUCUUAGCCUUGACCCCGACUUUGACUUCAAUGCCACGAUAGCCCUCGUGCCAAUGCUCACUCAGGGUUAUCUGGCGAGCUAG
Molecule: messenger RNA, 2247 nt
Organism: Aegilops tauschii subsp. strangulata
Lineage: Eukaryota; Viridiplantae; Streptophyta; Magnoliopsida; Poales; Poaceae
Source: RefSeq, a predicted model, not a curated record